Molecule: messenger RNA, 10296 nt
Organism: Bufo gargarizans (Asiatic toad)
Lineage: Eukaryota; Metazoa; Chordata; Amphibia; Anura; Bufonidae
Gene: NES
Product: nestin
Biological process (GO): positive regulation of intermediate filament depolymerization
Cellular component (GO): intermediate filament
Molecular function (GO): CCR5 chemokine receptor binding; intermediate filament binding
Source: RefSeq, a predicted model, not a curated record
AAAUCAACGAGCAGAAUGGAAACCUAUUCGGCAUCCAUAUCCCUUGGCGAAGAGUCUGCACAAAUGUGGCGCCUCAAUAAACGCCUUGAGGCUUUCCUCUCUCGGGUCAAAGCACUAGAAGAAGAGAAUGAGCUCCUCAGAACAGAGAUCCUUCACCUCAAAAGCACCAAGUCCAAUAGGUCUAUCAUAAGGGAGUACCAUGAUGAAAUAAUGAAGCUAAGGGACACCUUAGAUGAUGGACACCAGGAGAUGGUCCAGGUGGAAACCGAUAGAGACUGCAUCUAUCAGGAGAUAGAAUAUGUGAAAGAACUGUGCCUCCAGGAGAAGCAAACCCAAGAAGAUGUGAAGAAAGAAUUGUCCGAGAGCAAAAAAUUGCUGGAAGAAGAGAAAAGAGCCCAGAUAUGGUUGAAGGAAAGACUUAUACAUCUGGAGGAAGAGAUGGAGGACAUCCUCAAGGUUCAUGAAGAGGAGAAGGCUCAGAUGGAAGAAGAGAUUUCCAGUUACUCCCAAAGACUGGAGAACCUCAAAAUUGCUCCCGCAAACUUUAAACCAGUCAAUGUGGAAGACUAUGCAAAUCAGCUGUCACAGAUAUGGCAGGGAGCUGUGGAGGAGUACAAGAUUGAAGUGUCAGCUCUGGAGGCAAAUUUGUCCCAGGCCAAAGAUAACUUGCAGAAGGUGUUGGACGAGAACAAACAGAGUCAAAUUCAACUGCAAAAUCUAGAAAGAGACCUGCAGAGUCUUAAGAGCAGGAAGGAGAUGCUGGAGGAACUUCUGGGCAAGCAGUGGCUGGAACAACAAGAUGAAGAAGGUGAACUACAGCUUGAAAUCGAAACCUUGGAAAAGGAGAAGAAAGACCUAAGAGUCCAGAUCGCCCAAGUGCUAGAAGACAGGCAGCAGCUGAUGCACCUCAAAAUGUCUCUCAGCUUAGAGGUGGCAACUUACAGAUCCCUUCUAGAGACUGAAAGUACAAGGUUAUAUACUCCGAGUGCAGAUUACAAAGUCGCUUCAUCCUUCAGUGAUUCAUUGCUGGAACAGAAGUCCUUUAGGAAAAGCCGGAAUGAAAAUACUAAACCACUGGUUUCCAGGGACAACAGGUUAAACAAAAGGCAGAGUGCAGAGACCAGUACAGACCGCUACAUAAAUGUGAAAAGUACUUCAUUUUCAAAUAAGGCAAGUCCUGUAACCAAAGAGUUUCAGAAAGUAAGCUCUGUGCUUCAAUCUCAAGGUCUUAAGUAUACCAAAGCAUCUUCUGCCACACUGCCUCCAGCUGAAAGCAGCUUAGGAAGACAUAUUCAAAAUAGAGAUGUUUUCAAGAAAAGUAAAGUGGAGACCAUCUCCCAUUUUCAAGAUUUUUCUAAACCUGUCACUAAGGAGACUGUGAGAAAGGACGCAGAUAUUGAACCAGUUUUAAAUGGAAAAGCUUACAACACAACUGACACUAAAUUAAAUAAGAGAGACCUUAUGAGUGAUGCAAAGGAUGAAUCUCUAACACCAACUGCAAACGAAACUGUAAGUGCUCAGGUGGAGUCUUCUUUGAGACCCGAAGCAAAGCAUAUUGAAAUCAUCUCUGAUUUUGGGUUAGAGGAGAAACAUUUUGUGGAAGCUCCAAAGACAGACAAAGAAACACUCGUCUUUGAGAAACAUAACAAAGAAAAGAUUGACUUUGAGGUUCCCAUAGAUAAUGGUGACCAUCCCAGUGAAGACUUUGGAAAUAUCGAUGAAGAACACAUAAUUGGAAAACAAGAAGUUGUUAGGCAAAUUGUGAGUUGCCAGAGAGUGUAUAUAGAAAAAGAGGAGUUAGUGGAACCAUUGGAAUAUGAAAAUAUAGAGACAUCAGUUAAAGUGAAUAAUGAGGAAUUUAGAAAAGUUCUGGAUUUUUCAAAACCAAAUACGCAAGACUUGGAUGAACCACAUGUUCUUUCUUCAGAUGGAGUAUCUGACCAGGGAAUUGAAUAUACCCUCAGCCAAGAGCUUGAUUUUGACACUCAAGGCUCAUUAAAUAAUGCAGAUGUUGAAAAUGCAAGUCAAGACAAAGAGGACAUACAUCAGGAGGUUGAUGAAGAAAAGGAAAACUCCCAACUUAAUAAGGGUCUCGAAACUUCUAAUUAUGUUGAAGCAAAAGUUGAUCUUCAAGUUGAAGACAUGUCUGUGGAUCAGAAGUUACCUGUGCUAAGUUCUUUAAUGGAAGAUGUUAACCAGUUAAUUGAUGAUGGACAAAACUUCACAAAGGAUAUUCAGGAUAUAAAGACAACUGAAAAAGAAGACUAUAAUGAGAAUCAUGAAAAAGAUACAGAAGUUCUUCAAGAUACAAAUAUCCAAGUGUACAAUGACAAUGAGCUUGACCAACAAGCUUCCAGACAAGAAGACAAUGUUUUUAAAGCUGACCAAUGUAUUGACAGCAAAGAGGAACAUACACAGUUUGAACAGGAAAGGCAAGAGGUCCAUGAUAGAUCCGAGUCAAUGGACCACCUUUCAGAUGAAGAAGUCUUUAAGACUGGAAGCAAAAAAGAGGAAGAGGAGAGUUGUGAAUGUGAGGAAAAUAUAAUCAAUGCAGAACAAAAUGUCCAGGACUUUAUUGAUACUGAGCAGUCCAGUAUACUUGUUGUCAAAGAAGUUUAUCAGUACAGCAGCCAGGUUCGCAAUGACCUCCAAGACCUACAGAACCCAAGCCUAGAAGAAAAGAACAAUUUUCAAUUAAAUGAUCGCGAACAAAAUACUCAGAGUUAUGAAGACCAGCAAAAAGACUUUGCAAAAGCUCCAGAGGAAACUGCUCAAGUGUUUAGUGACAGUAACCAAGAAGAAUCAAAGGACCAGGAGAAUAAAAAUGUUUUUGAUCAAAGGGAUAAUGUUCAAGUGGAAGUUAGUCAGUUAUCUGAAGAUGUGUCUGGCAGUCAAAAACCUGACCUAGAGGAGCUCAUGAGUGGGGAUUUCAGUGGCACAGAACAAGAGAGUCAAGGAACUGGUGGAUACUUUGUUGAACACAAUCAAGUUGUCCAAACCUCAGACAGUAAAGAGGGCGACAGCUUGCAAGAAAUUAAUUCAGACUCAAAACAGGAAGAAUUGCAUGAUAUUAUGCAGGAGGAGAUGGUAAUUUCUGUUGAAAAACACGAAGACCUUCAAAAAUUGGAAACAGAAAAGGAGCAAAGUGAUAUAAAUCUACACAGUGUACAGUCAACACCUGAACAUAACAUACAGUCAUCAGAAGGUGAAGAGUUGGAAAGAGAUGGACAGUUGUUGGAAAAAGAUCUAACUGAAGAAGAAACAACAGUUACAAAUACUAAUUCAGUUGAAACGAUCACUUCUGAGUUAAAGGAUGUUGAAGAAGAUAAGGACAACAUAAGUGAAGAGAAUUUAGAGGUUUGUACCACAGUUGAAUACACAAAAUUAAUUAAGACUGAAGUUAUUGCUAAAUCCAUUGAUGAUGAAUUUGAAUCAUACGAGGACAAUGCUACUGAAAAAGAGGGGCUUACACCAGCAUUUGAAGAAGAUAUUUCUAAACCAGAACAUGAGGCAGAAAAAGAGCAGGAACAAGGUAAAGAACAUUAUCAAGUUGUUUCCAUAGAAGAAGAAAACAGAGAAAACAAGGACAAAGAGGAGGAUAAGCAGCUAUUCCAAGAGUCCGAUGUUCAGCUGAAUAUUGCUAAAGAAGAAGGAUCCUUGUUACAACAAGAUACUGAACCAAUUGUUGAAAGACGAUCCGAGGUUUCCACAGACAUGGAACAAGAUAAUGCUAAGCUACAUGAUCACCAAGAUUCAGAAGUUGAUAAAGACCAACCUUCUGAUAGGGAGACCAGUUUUCAACAAGAAAGUGAAGAUUUAAUUCAGUCAGAUGAAGGUCAUAAAGAAAGUUCCAAGGUUACUUUGACAGCAGAAGAAUAUAGUGUAUCAAAUGAGGUUGACACUCAAUCGAUAGAAAAAGAUUAUGACAUUAUGGAAGAAGCUCAAGCUAAUUCCACAAUGGAAACUGAUAGAAAUGUGAAACUAAAAAAAGUAGUAGAAAGUGAGCCAGAAGAAAAAAGUAGAUUUCAACAGGAAGUAGAAAAAAAAGAAGAGGAAGAACAAGCAAGUAAUAAUCAAGAAGUAGAAGAAAGACAAGAGAGUUAUAACCAAGAUGUAGAGACAGGACAAGAACUAGAAGAAGGAACAGAGAUUUAUCACCAAGAAUUAGCAGAUGGAAAAGGGGAUUAUCACCAAGAAGUAGAAAUAACACAAAAAGUAGAAGAAAGACAAGACGAUCAUCACCAGGAUUCAGAAGAAGGAAAAGAAUGCUAUCACCAAGAAGUAGAAGGACAAGAGGGUUAUCACCAAGAAGUACAAGAUGAUGUGGAGCAGAACGUGGGAGUUUCAUUGAAGAUCUUCCCAAACUUUCUUCGAUUCACAAGUGCACAGACUCAAUCUGAACAAGAGCAGAGUACCAAGUUUUCUGAUGAAGGCACAGAGACACAUGUAGAUGAGAUUCAUGUUCAUAGGGAAGAACAGACUGAAAAUGACUUAAUUUUGGAAGACAAAAUAAAGGAGCAAGAAGUUUGUGAAAAUGAAAUAAUCCAUCAACAGUCAACAUUUCCUUUGGAACAUGAGCGUAAUGAUAUCCUCUCAGAAAAUAGUGAAUCACAAGUGGCCGAAAAUCUGACUGAAAAGAAUGAUUUUGAUGUACCCACUGACAAGAACCUAACAGAGUUUAAUGAAAUGGAACAAGGUGACAAUAUGGAUAAAGACAAUUCUAAAUCUGAGGACUCUAUGGAUUCUCAAGAGGGUUAUCACCAAGAAACAGAAGAAACACAAGAAGGGUUUCACCAAGAAGUAAAAGUAGGAGAAGAGGGUUAUCACCAAGAAGAUGAUGACCAACUGGGUAUUGUGGAAAAUAUUGCAUCUGAGGAGGACCACAGCAGGAACCAAUCACUCCAAAAGGAUUCUGACGUGGAACAGAAUGUGGGAGUUUCAUUGAAGAUCUUCCCAAACAUUCUUCGGUUCACAAGUGAACAUGAUGCAGAGACUCAACCUGAACAAGGGCAAAGUAGCACCUUUUCUGAUGAAGGCACAGAAACAUAUGAGGAUGAGAUUCAUGUUCAUGGAGAAGAUCAGACUAAAGAUGACUUAAUUUUGGAAGACAAAAUAAAGGAGCAAGAAGUUUGUGAAAAUGAAAUAAUCCAUCAACAGUCGACAUUUCCUUUGGAACAUGAGCGUAAUAAUAUCCUCUCAGAAAAUAGUGAAUCACAAGUGGUCUUAUCCGAGAAUCUGACUGAAAAGAAUGAUUUUGAUGUACCCACUGACAAGAACCUAACAGAGUUUAAUGAAAUGGAAGAAGGCGACAAUAUAGAUAAAGACAAUUCUAAAUCUGAGGACCCUAUGGAUUCUCAAGAGGGUUAUCACCAAGAAACAAAAGAAACACAAGAAGGGUUUCACCAGGAAGUAAAAGUAGGAGAAGAGGGUUAUCACCAAGAAGAUGAUGACCAACUGGGUAUUGUGGAAAAUAUUGCAUCUGAGGAGGACCAUAGCAUGAACCAAUCAAUCCAAAAGGAUUCUGAUGUGGAACAGAAUGUGGGAGUUUCAUUGAAGAUCUUCCCAAACAUUCUUCGAUUCACAAGUGAACAUGAUGCAGAGACUCAACCUGAACAAGGGCAAAGUAGCACGUUUUCUGAUGAAGGAACAGAAACAUAUGGGGAUGAGAUUCAUGUUCAUGGAGAAGAUCAGACUAAAGAUGAAUUAAUUUUGGCAGAAAAGAAGCAAGUUCUUGAAAAUGAAAUAAUCCAUCAGCAGUCAACAUUUCCAUUAGAAAAUGAGCAAGAAAACAUCCUCUUAGAAAAUAGUGAAUCACAAGUGGUCUUAUCUGAGAAUCUGACAGAAAAACAUGAUUUUGAUGCACCCAUUGACAAGAACCUAACAGAGUUUAACAAAACGGACAAAGCCGACAAUAUGGAUAAAGACAAUUCUAAAUCUGAGGACCCUAUGGAUUCUCAAGAGGGUUAUUACCAAAAAACAGAAGAAACACAAGAGGGGCAUCACCAAGAAGUAGAAGUAGGAGAAGAGGGUAAUCACCAAGAAGAAGACCAACUGGGUGUUGAGGCCAUUUCCACAUUAAAUGAAAAUAUAUCAUCUGAGGUGGAUCAUAGAAGAAACCAAUCAAUCCAAAACGAUUCUGAUGUGGAACAGAACGUGCGAGUUUCAUUGAAGAUCUUCCCAAACAUUCUUCAAUUCACAAGUGAAAAUUAUGCAGAGGCUCAAACUGAACAACAAGAACAAAAAAGGGAGCUUUCUUACAAAGGAACAGAAACAAGUGAAGAUGAGAUUCAUCAAGAAAAAUUUGAAAAUAUUGAACAGAAUGACAUAGUUUUGGAAGCAAGUGAGCAAGAAAUUUCAGAAAAUGAAAUAAUCCAACCACAGUCAACAUUUCCAUUAGAACUUGAGUGUGAAAACCUCCUCUUAGAAAAUAGUAAAACUCAUGUGGUUUUAGCGGAGAAUACAAUUGAAAAAUAUGAUUCUGAUACAUCAAUUGAAGAGCACCUAACAGAGUUUGAUGAAACAGAAGCAACUGAUAAUGUCGAUAAUAAUUCUAAAUCAGAGGACUCUAUGGAUUCUCAAGAUAUUUCAAAUUAUUCAAAAAGUGAAGAAUUUGAAAUUAGUAAGGAUUAUCAGUUAGAACAAACUCUUCCAGAUACAACUCCAUUGCCCACCUUUGAUGAUGAAUUUGAGGAAUUGACAGAAGAUAAAAUAAUAUCAGCAUCAAAACAAGCAGCAGAGGUUACCAAAUUAGAAGGUUCUGCAAAUGGCAGUGAAGCUGAGGAGGUGUUAAACAGCAGUUUGGAGUCACAAUCAUCACAGGUCCUCCCAGAAGUAAUUGAACAGUCAAACUUAAUCACAGAUGAUCAUGAAGACUAUAAUGAGCAACAGGAUGAAAAUACUAAAUAUCUACUUGAGAGUGAGCAUCCACAGCAUUUUUUAGAACCUAGGCUGAACACAGAAGAUUCUUCUGGAACAUCUGAGGAACCAGCUCCCAAACUAAUUAACAGUGAGAUAGAUGCUGAAAACUCUAAGCCUGAAGAAUCCACAGCAUCUCAGGAAGAAAUUGCAAUUUUUUUACCAAAAGAUGAUGAAUUAGGUGCAAGCAAAGAUUCCCAGUUGGAGAAAACCCAAUUUGAGACAUCACCACAGGAGAACCAAGUACAGUUAUCUUCAGAACUGCUGGUCAGUGAAAGUGUAAAUGAAAACCAUAAUGAUAAACUCAAAGAAAGCUGGCCAACUCUAGGUGAAGAUACAAAUGAAGAGAAUGUAUUAACCCAAACCAUUGACGCUGCUCCUUCAUCGGACGAUACAAAAUUAGUUCCUUCUCUAAGUCAUAAAAAUGCAACUGAAAAUAAGAUUAUAAUAAAAGAACAUUCUGACUUAGUAACACAAGAUUUCGGAGUGGAUCAAAGAGAAAGUGUUAAAACGGAAGACCACGAAAGAGGCAUUUGUGAAGAAGACCAAAAAUGUGUUGAAGAUCUUACAGAUAAUGGUGAAAAAGAGCCUUCAUCUAAGUCAUUGGAUGAAUUCAGUGGAGACAAUGUCAUCAGUUCAAAUGUGUCUGAAAUCCCUAAUGAAGAAUCUGAAGUAAACGAUGGAAUAACAGUGGAUACUAAUCAAGAUGACAUCAAGGUUGAUGUAAGACCAUUGGAGGAAACCUCAGAAAAUGAUGACUCAGUAACGUCAGAAGAGAGCUCCCCAAAUGUGUCAACUAUCAACUAUGCUUCUGAGCAGGAAGACAGUAAAACACAAUGUUCGAUUAAAAAAGACAUUGAGGGUGACUCUGAUUUUGGGAGUCCAAAAGAGCUGGAACAAAAUGUUCCAUUAUUGACACCAGAACCAAUUGUGGAAACUAGUCUUGUGGAAAAGAUAGAGCCUGAAACAUCAUCAGAUGAAGAGAAAAACCUAUUAGUUGAAAGAAGUGAUUCUUCAUUUGUUUCCAUGAAAGAACAUGAAGAUACUACUCAAUUUCUGACAGAAUAUAGUGAGGAUGGAAAAACAGUGAAUGGAAUAUUUAGGCGUACCAUCAUUCAGGCAACUCUUGAUUUAGAUGACCAUAUGUUCAAUGGACAUUCUACCAAAGAGAACAGUGAAAUCAUAAUUUCUGAAGCAAAGAUGAUGAGGUUAGACGGUGAUAUAGUAAAUUCACAAUCCCAGGUUAAAAUAGAAGAUUCUGUAAUUGAAUUAACAAAGUCGGAAGGAAAGAGUGAGGGUCUUUUCCAGUCUUUACUUGAAACAUCUGAGCAUAAGGAAAGUCAUUUCGAUGAAGCCUUCGAAGCUAAAAAUAUUAUGCAAGCUGCAGUCAAGUACGUUGACUCUGCCUCUGAACAAAGUAAUUAUACCAAGAAACUAAUAAAUCCAUAUCUUACUGAGAGAGAUUUACAUGAGUCAUCUGAAAUAGCGUCUUCAGUGAUAGAUGAAGAUCUUGUGAACACAAAACAGGAAGUUAUUGAGACAAGCCAAGGUUUAAAAAUUAAUCAAAAAGACCAAGAUGCAUGGUCAUCAGAUGAGUAAUUCGACUAAUUGUUCCUAAUUAUAAGGCAACAAAAACUUUAUUUAUAUCACAGUGGGCACUUUUAUUGACAAAUGAAGGAGAAAGGUCCAAUUCUUUCAAAUGUGUCCUAAAUUCCAUGAGAGAAGAACUGGAACAUUUUAGGGGUCCACUUUACUGUUGUAACUGGAUCAAAAUUAAAGAGUCACCACAAGAUAAAAUUUUUUGCAAACUUUCAGUAGAUACCACCAAUUGAUGCCAAAAUCCAGUCUGUAUGACUCUUCUGACAUUGAGUUUAAUUUUUUUUCCAUCUAUUUUUAUUACUUUCUGCACGAUAAGUUGUCUACGUUAUGUAUGGGCAUAUGAUCAUUAUCUUUCAGUGCUUUAGCAUAUUAUAGUUUAUUUUAAUGCGCAACAUAUCAUGGUUCCCUAUUUUGCUUUGUAAGGUCAAAUGUUAUGUCAGGUAGGUUAAUACAGUUAUGUUCUACAGAACAUUGCAUGCGUUUUUCAUGUCGUAUUAAUGCAUAUAUAAAGUGAAGGAAGCCAUUUUGAAAUCAUAAAAAUGCAAUAAAUCAAAAGAUUAGUGGGUACCACAUAACCACUAAAAGCAAAAAAUUUGGUGAAAUUUGUGAUCACUAAGGACCCCUAGCAAUCAAAGGGGCUGCCUCCACUGUAUCUCUUUCUGUAACAUGCACUCUUUAUUUAUGAUGUAGAUGUAUGCGUUAGUGUCUACAGAACGUAGUAACUUAAAGAGGUUCACCAUUUUGGACAGAAGGAUUCUACAAAAAAUAAGCGUCUGUUCAAUUCCCCUUACAGCACCACCAAGGGGGAAAUGAAGUAUGACACAGUUACCUAUAUAAGCAACUGGCCUUACCACAUCUCAGUCCAAAAUGGGUGACAAAUGAAUUGUGUUUCUCAAAGGAGUUCCUCCAGGAGCUGACCUGAGCAAGCACGCUAUGUUCCUGGAGGAAUGGGAAUGCUACCUCUCCAGUCUAGUAGGUCCUAAUGACUGGGGUUCCCAUAGGCCACUGUGGGAAAAUAAGAACCAUGUCAUGAGAGAAGACCGGAGUGUAAUGACACAUCAUGCUAUAUGUAGUAUAAUGUAACCAUGCUCAAUGGCUAUAUCUUACUAUGUACUUAAUGCUUCAAUUUUACAAUAUACUGUAUAAAUCAUGUAGUAUGUGGUGCAUGUAAAGUCAAAGGGUACUAGUUAAGGGACGUAGGACCCAGAAGCUACAAGGUACACCUUUGAUGGGGCACAAACAUGUAUGUAGAAUCUACUACAUGGACAAUUUCUAGCUUCUGAACUCAGCUUUAAUCUGAUGAACUGUGAUGCAUAGAAGGGACUGCCAUGGGGUUAAACCACACCCCAGCCAAUAGUUAUUAUAACCAUGACUGUUAUCGAGCACCAAAGAGCUCAUGUGCUCUGGUCGAACACAUCGGUAUGCUCGUGUGCUCUACCGAACACCCGAGCACAAUGAAGUCAAUGGGAGAACCCCAGGCACCCCCUGCUCGGAAGAGAAGAGGAUGUCUGGUUCACAAAAAAAGGUUAAAAAUUGAUGGAAACCCCAUCAAAAUGGUUUGGAAACAGAAUUAAGAGGAUAGCUGAACAGAGCCAUCUAUUGGUUUCAUAUUUCAUAGUCUUAUGACAAGAGUAAUCGUAGAUCGUGAAGUUUCCAUUUUGCAUGUCUUUCCCAUAUACCCAUGUUUAUGCAAAUGCGUUUUUACAUGACAAAACUGUAUAGAAAGGUUAUUGAAUAUUAUAUUAGGACAAUCAGAAAACUUUUUGCCUCCCUAAUGAUAUU